Messenger RNA from Didymodactylos carnosus, 952 nucleotides. The record is from the annotation of a GenBank genome assembly. Lineage: Eukaryota; Metazoa; Rotifera; Eurotatoria; Philodinida; Philodinidae.
UGAAUUUCUCUAUCGUCUUCUACGAACAGUAGCCGAUGCGGAUAUUGUCCGGGAACUCGUCGACGAGCCUGAAACUAUCCAGCCCGAGUUCACAAAUCUUUUCGAGCUGACUGACAGCGGUCGCAUGCUGAAAUCGGAUCAUUCAUCGGCAACACGAGAUCUCGUUCGAUAUGUAUUUGGCUCCGGUUCUGGCUUCCAACUGUCAUCGCCCUAUUUGCCAUCGUUAAUUCGCCAAGGCUAUGCAAACGGCACCGGUCUUCAGCAGGCAAUAGGCUCGGCGAACAUGUUUGAACACUUGAUCAAGCCUGAGAACAGCGAGCUAUUGGCGCUGUUCAAUGGGCGGAUGACGGCCGAUUCAACACAGUCGGCACACAUGAUAGGAUCAGCAGUAGACUUUGCGCGUUUCACUACGCUGACAGAUAUAGGCGGUAAUCUGGGUACAGUGCUCGCCGUCAUACUUCUGCAACAUGACGGCAUUCGGCGGGGAAUCGUGUUUGAUCUCAAAAAUGUUAUUGAACGCGCCACGAAAAAGGUGCCGAAUGAAUUUGAACGAAUGGUGGUGGACAAUAACCGCUAUCAGUUCAUGGCAGGUGACAUGUUCGAUUCGACGACAAUUCCCAGUUCGGACGCAUACUUGCUGAAGAAUAUUCUCCACGACUGGAGCGAUUCUCAAUGCAUUGAUAUACUUAAGUCAAUACGCGAUGCAGCAAACAAUAGCACAUCAUCAUUACUCAUUGUCGAAAAUGUGAUUCGACCUUCGACUGCUGAUCAGCGUUUGGACAAUUGGCGUGCGCACGCCCUCGACAUCUGUAUGAUGUGUGCAUUCGGCGGCAAAGAGCGAACACUACAUCAGUAUGAAUAUUUGUUGAAAAAGAGUGGCUUUGAACUCAAACAGUUGCAUCUAACAGCGGGGCCCAUGUCAAUUAUUGAAGCAACGAGGUUGAAGUCAUGA